Cercocebus atys (sooty mangabey) is the source of this 2463-nucleotide messenger RNA. RefSeq names its product regulator of G-protein signaling 7 (gene RGS7). The coding region runs from base 377 to 1810 and encodes 477 amino acids. The record is from RefSeq and is a predicted model, not a curated record. The transcript is spliced from 18 exons. Gene Ontology annotation, biological process: regulation of G protein-coupled receptor signaling pathway; G protein-coupled receptor signaling pathway; intracellular signal transduction. NCBI's taxonomy places the organism in Eukaryota, Metazoa, Chordata, Mammalia, Primates, Cercopithecidae.
GCGCACGGGCCGGGCGUCUCGACUCCCGCGCGCGCUCGGCUGGUCCCAGUCCCCGGGAGAAGAAGCGGAGGAGGGAGCGAGCCAGCGAGGCGGCCCAGGGGAGCGGGCGCGAGUGGCGGCUGCCGGAGCCGCCUGUGCACGGGCGGCGGCGAGGCGAGGGUGGCGGUCGCCUGAGCAGCGAGAGCCGGGGCGGCGCGGAAUCCGCAUCCGCCGCGAGUGUGAUGAAGCUGCCCUGCCUCGCUGCUCCGCUUGCCGCCAGCUGACACCGCCUGCACCCAGCCCGCCCGGGAGGGGAGACGCCGCGGGGCCGUGACCUUGGCGGAGGAGGGCACACUGAGAAUUCUCGUAUCUGAGAGCGGACCAAGUUUUGAGCGACAUGGCCCAGGGGAAUAAUUACGGGCAGACCAGCAACGGGGUGGCCGAUGAAUCACCUAACAUGCUGGUGUACAGAAAGAUGGAAGACGUCAUAGCACGUAUGCAAGACGAAAAAAAUGGAAUUCCUAUUCGUACGGUCAAAAGCUUUCUUUCCAAGAUACCUAGCGUCUUCUCUGGUUCAGACAUUGUUCAAUGGUUGAUAAAGAACUUAACUAUAGAAGAUCCAGUGGAGGCGCUCCAUUUGGGAACAUUAAUGGCUGCCCAUGGCUACUUCUUUCCAAUCUCAGAUCAUGUCCUCACACUCAAGGAUGAUGGCACCUUUUACCGGUUUCAAACGCCCUAUUUUUGGCCAUCAAAUUGUUGGGAGCCGGAAAACACAGAUUAUGCCGUUUACCUCUGCAAGAGAACAAUGCAAAACAAGGCACGACUGGAGCUCGCAGACUAUGAGGCUGAGAGCCUGGCCAGGCUGCAGAGAGCGUUUGCCCGGAAGUGGGAGUUCAUUUUCAUGCAAGCAGAAGCACAAGCAAAAGUGGACAAGAAGAGAGACAAGAUUGAAAGGAAGAUCCUUGACAGCCAAGAGAGAGCAUUCUGGGAUGUGCACAGGCCUGUGCCUGGAUGUGUAAAUACAACUGAAGUGGACAUUAAGAAAUCAUCCAGAAUGAGAAACCCCCACAAAACACGGAAGUCUGUCUAUGGUUUACAAAAUGAUAUUAGAAGUCACAGUCCUACCCACACACCCACACCAGAAACUAAACCUCCAACAGAAGAUGAGUUACAACAACAGAUAAAAUAUUGGCAAAUACAGUUAGAUAGACAUCGGUUAAAAAUGUCAAAAGUCGCUGACAGUCUACUAGGUUACACGGAACAGUAUUUAGAAUACGACCCGUUUCUCUUGCCACCUGAUCCUUCUAACCCAUGGCUGUCCGAUGACACCACUUUCUGGGAGCUUGAAGCAAGCAAAGAACCGAGCCAGCAGAGGGUAAAACGAUGGGGUUUCGGCAUGGACGAGGCAUUGAAAGACCCAGUUGGGAGAGAACAGUUCCUUAAAUUUCUAGAGUCAGAAUUCAGCUCGGAAAAUUUAAGAUUCUGGCUGGCAGUGGAGGACCUGAAAAAGAGGCCUAUUAAAGAAGUGCCCUCAAGAGUUCAGGAAAUAUGGCAAGAGUUUCUGGCUCCUGGAGCCCCCAGUGCCAUUAACUUGGAUUCCAAGAGUUAUGACAAAACCACACAGAACGUGAAGGAACCUGGACGAUACACAUUUGAAGAUGCUCAGGAGCACAUUUACAAACUGAUGAAAAGUGAUUCAUACCCACGUUUUAUAAGAUCCAGUGCCUAUCAGGAGCUUCUACAGGCAAAGAAAAAGGGCAGAAACAUCCCUAUUUUCCCAUGCCAUAAAAACUGUACACCAACACUGAGGGCCAGCACUAACCUGUUAUGAAAAGAGGGGAAAUCUCUCACGUCCAAGAGGUUAACAAGCCUUGUUCAGUCUUACUAAACGGAUCAUCUUGUAGCAUGAAUGCAGACUGGAGUCACUGCACAUACUUUGUAGCUCGCUGUUGUGAUCUGGAGCAGAGGACAUUAGAACAAGAUGUUGCAUGAGCAAAGGACCUAAAUUGUUAUUUGUGUGUGUACAUUCCAUCUCCAGUGGACUCUUCCAUCUCAAUGCCUCCAUUCCAAACUGUUGUCUGCUUUCUUUCUCCCUCUACUUACGCUGGAUCUGUGUCUUUUCCUUUUUAACAAGUUCAAGUGAAGUAAAACCUUUUCUUUUUUUCCUUCUCUCUCUCUCUCUCUCUCUCAAAGCUUCAGCUAGACACACAGUUCACUGAAAAUUCAGUCAGUCAAAAACUGGAAGAACUGUAAAAGAAAAAAGUAUAUAUCAAUAAGUAUACAUACGGCUUCACAUUUAUUAAACAGUAAAUUCGCACAGAAAGUUUCAUUUCACCAAUGUAUCCACAGUUGGAAAGAAACUCCUGUCUUUGUCUGUUGUCUGUACAUUCUCCGUUAAUGUUUCUUGCAUUUAUUUUUAUACCAUAUUUAAAGAAGAAACACCUUUUACUCCAAAUGUAUUAAAGUUGUUCCCUUCUCUGUAAA